UCGUGUGCGUGUCAGAACUGCACAGUCAGCUCGCUGGUAGCGUGCUGGUUAUCGCAAAGGACAAAGCUGUUGAAAUUUCCUGACUAUGAGCUCGGCAGCAAUACAUGUCUUUGAAUCCUGAAUCAAAGCUGUCUGGUCUAGGCUACGACUAGUUGCCGUUGCCAUCCCUCCUCCCGCCCCUCCCCCUUGCCCCUACCCCUUCCCGAGCUCUUCAACUCUCCCACCGCGCAUCGCCUCAUCACGUAGGGACACGCUAGCCAACAGUAGGAGCAUAUUGUGAAUCAGCCCACGGAGCCCACGGUUCUCCGGUCAUUCAUGCGUUUCUCUACCUGUGUGCCAAUGACGACAGGUCUCUUGGCUGUUUGGGUCUGCCUAUCCAUCUCCUUGACACGUAUUUCGGUCGCUUCAGGGGCUCUAGGCUUGAAGACGAAAUUAGUAGCAAAGUACUACGGCAUCAAAAACUGUAAGGACAAAGAGAGCCUGUAUCGCCUUUUAAACGUUUCCUAUGAACUGCAUGACGACGGGGGGACCCUGGUCGAUGCCACUUUGGAUUUCUCAGCACCCGUCUCAAGUUUUAAAACGAUCGUUGUCAAUAUUAACCGUUGUACUGGUGGCGUGGCUUCCAACCUGUGCGAGUACUAUGCACGUUGGACCUGGUCCACCGCCAUAUGCAGUUUGCUUCUCACCAAGAACAUGAUUUGGACGCCAUGGGUCGAGUGCAUUAAGCCUAGCUUUAAGUGUCCAGUACCUGGCACCCUUCACGAUUGCACCAAUUGUUCAUUGGAUUUGAGACUCGCAGACUCAAUGGGUCUAGGUUUCAUCGACAAGUUCAUCUGGGACACCGAAAUCCAGCUGUGGAGCGGCAGGAAUGAACUCGCCCUCUGUAUGAAUAUGUUUAUUGAGCCACAACGGGUUCCCGUUCAUAAAACUGGAAGUAAAACAUAAACGAGAGCUGCAAGUUUUACCACAUACCGCGUAACGGCCUUUGCAAUAUCUCUCGAAACAUUGCUACGUGGUAUGUGUUUUUGAGAGGGGAAAUAUUAUGUUACAGGUGGGCUUACUAGCGCUGGAAUUCAGGGUUUUGGGACAGUGUAAAAAAUGUUGGGAAUACUGCCACACGCAUGUAUAGGAAAUAUCCUAUAUAUCGUAUAGGAAGUGAAAACUCCUAUUAAUUUAUAGGAAAUUUCCUAUGUGGAGAGAUGUGUAUGGGAAAAGUACGAAGUGUCUAGAAAAAUCACCAGAACUGUGUGGGGAAAUUCCGAUACCUGUCUGGUAGGCAUAUUUUCCUUUACAUGUGUAGGAAAUUUACUAGAUGAUGACAAUUUUCCUAUACUAUGUUCAGUUUUUUUUUAAUUGGGUAAGGAUAUGCACAUCUUCAGAGAAAAGGGCGGGAAAGAGGUUAAAAAACAUUUUAGCCAUAUUGCAUGACCGAUGUCUAGGAAAAUUCCUAUACAUGUAUAUGUAAAAAGCUGCAGACACAUUUAUAGGAAAUCUACCAUAAAUUUUUUUUAUAGUUAAAUCAAAGACUGGCUCUGUAGGGUACCAUCAUAAAACCAGAACCAAUGGAUAAUAAAGUAUCACAAAUAAUCAAAUAAAGAAUUUCGUUAAAUUUGCAACAGAAGCAAUUUUUGGAGUAGUGGCUAACAAGAAGCCAUUUUUAAAACGGUUUUAUUUACAGCUCUAGGAGUUAAGAGCAUGGCGCAAUCAGGAGUAAAUCUGUAAUAAUCCGUCACACAACCAGCACAUGAAUUAUGUUGGCCAGCCCAACAUUUGUAGGCCCGCCUUCCCGCCAAACGAAGUUGCGAGCUUGACUUCGCCAAAGGCAACUCCGUAGCGCAGAUACCGGGCCUAGCAGAGCCCUGUGUCGGGCGAGCCUCUGGCCGGCUAGAGGCUCAUUUAUGAAAUGUGGUGUGAGGUAGGGUAGGUAGAUAUCGCCAAAGCCUCUCGAGCCGGGAGUACCGACGGUCUCCCGGCCGCUCCCGUCUCUCUCGCACUCGCCGGUGCCUGAUGCGUUAGAGCGUCUCACUUUUCACUACGGUUUCGAAAAUAAUU
This is a messenger RNA of Frankliniella occidentalis (western flower thrips), 2052 nucleotides long. RefSeq lists its product as uncharacterized. Lineage: Eukaryota; Metazoa; Arthropoda; Insecta; Thysanoptera; Thripidae. Bases 316 to 945 code for a protein of 209 amino acids. The record is from RefSeq and is a predicted model, not a curated record. The transcript is spliced from 5 exons.